Aspergillus ochraceoroseus IBT 24754 is the source of this 6498-nucleotide messenger RNA. Its product is annotated as WD repeat protein. The record is from RefSeq and is a predicted model, not a curated record. Gene Ontology annotation, biological process: protein phosphorylation; double-strand break repair via homologous recombination; protein deubiquitination. Gene Ontology annotation, molecular function: protein kinase activity; ubiquitin binding; ATP binding. The transcript is spliced from 14 exons. Lineage: Eukaryota; Fungi; Ascomycota; Eurotiomycetes; Eurotiales; Aspergillaceae. The coding region runs from base 1 to 6498 and encodes 2165 amino acids.
AUGCCCGCUGGACAAGACCCUGAAUCCAUCGACGCCGAUGGCAAACCCAAGUCCCAUCCGGGGCAGGUCCGGUUUUCCACGGUGACUGAGGAGAUUGAACCAACGGAGUCAUCAGGUUCAAACAAACAUCCUGAUCAAGAUCAGAAGCAGGAGGAAGACAUUCGAUCUCUCGCGGCUUCCCUUCAAAAGUCCCAGUUACAGGAAUCCAGACUAUGCAACUUUUCAUAUGACCCUGUCUCUCUUCCAUCAUCAAGGGUCGCAUCUCAAGAUUCAAGCGAUCGCAGUGCGCGAGGAUUUAAUGGAUCUGGUUUGCAGUCUCCCCAUGCCUCCCCGCCAGUAUCCGCAAUGCAAUCGCCUCCCCUGACACCUGCGGCCACCCAUUCACGUGAAUCCAAAGCUAAUGAUGCUUCUUCAACUUCGACGAUGGUAGAAAGGGGUGGACUACAACCCGCGGCCAUUACACCAGCCGCUUCUCCACCCACCGAGUCCGUAUCAAAGAACGCAGUGGCCCAGAGCGCGCCCACCUCCCGUCCUUCUUCAACUGAGCAUCUGUCAAAGCAAAACGACGUCGCCCAUAUUACUUCCCAUCCGGUAAAUGGAGCACGCCAUCGGGCCCAAUUUUUCAUCGGGCCCCCAGUCGAUGCCAGCUCUCAAGAAGAGAGUCCUCCCCCCACUCCCAGAACCGAACCCGAAAGCUACACUCCUCCUGGUACCAUUACCCCAAUUGGAGAACCUAAUGACCCCUAUGCACGGAGCAAGCGGCCCCCACAGUCGAAGAAUCUAUCGCAACUGGAUCAAAGAUUCAUCUUCGGAGGUCGAGAUCUGAAGCGUCGAAGCGAUCGCUCUUCCACAUUCUCUCGCCCUGGAACCGCCCGCUCUUCUAGUACUACAGACUUGAAAUCCAGCGACAGGCGCGGUGGUAUCUUUGGUAGCAAGAAGGAUUUACGACAGCCAGAUUCGGAUGGUAAAUCUCAUGGCCACAUGUCGGAACUCAAGCGAUUCUUCAAGAUGGGCCACAAGCACAAGCGCGGAGAAUCCCCCACAUCAUUCCCCAAGAAAUCCAGCCGUUCUUCCGGAAAGAGUACCCCAUAUCAAAUGGCCCCCGACAAUGUGCCAUUUGCGGAUGACCACGGCCUCAAUUCCAAGUAUGGGAAGCUCGGGAGGGUUCUGGGCUCGGGAGCCGGGGGUUCCGUCCGGUUGCUUAAACGUAACAGUGACGGGGUAACAUUUGCCGUGAAGCAGUUCAGAGAACGGCAUUCGUGGGAAACGAUGAAAGAAUACUCAAAAAAGGUGACUGCUGAAUUCUGUAUCGGGUCCACUCUUCAUCACGGCAACAUCAUUGAAACGCUGGAUAUCAUCCAAGAAGGAACUCACUGGUAUGAAGUCAUGGAAUACGCGCCUUUCGACCUGUUCGCAAUUGUCAUGACCGGGAAAAUGGUCAAAGACGAAAUUGCGUGCGCAUUCAAACAAAUCCUUAGUGGUGUGGCAUACUUGCACGGGAUGGGUCUGGCGCAUCGGGAUCUGAAGCUCGACAACGUGGUUGUUAACGAGCAUGGUAUCAUGAAGCUCAUUGACUUUGGAAGUGCGGUGGUUUUCCGAUAUCCUUUUGAGAACGACAUUGUCCCUGCAUCGGGAAUCGUCGGUUCCGAUCCGUAUCUAGCGCCAGAGGUAUACGAUGAAAAGAAAUACGACCCCCGUCCAACAGAUAUCUGGUCCCUAGCUAUCAUCUUCUGCUGCAUGAGCUUGCGCAGGUUCCCCUGGAAACAACCCAGGGUCAGCGAUAACUCUUACAGACUUUUUGUCUCCACGCCAACCCCGGGCACUCCAGUACCUGACGCUGACCCUAAGCGACACCGCACCGUUAAGUCAGCGCCUGAUCUAACCUCAGCUGCCCGCGAGGAUCGAUAUGUAUCGUCUCCGACGGAUGCGAACGGCGCAUCAGACAACCCGCAAUUACCCAACGGUCACAAUGAGCCACCAAAGAGUCCAGUCAAGCCAGAGAUUAACAACCUGGAGGAAAACCGCCCACCAGAAAGCCCACAAGAGAAACAGGAGAAAACAACAAGUAAUACCACUACCAUCGAUCACAAAGUUGCCCCCCACAAACCCACGCGAACUACAAGCAAAGAGGCACCUCCACUUCCUGCCUCGGCGCAUUCCGCAGGACAACGCCAGGAGGUCAUUAAGGGCCCUUGGAGAUUGCUUCGACUUCUCCCCCGUGAGAGCCGCUAUAUCAUCGGCCGCAUGCUCAAAGUGAGCGUCAAAGAUCGAGCAAAUCUCGAAGAAGUCCUCACGGACGAAUGGAUUCGGAAUAUCAAAGCGUGCCAGCAAGAGGUAUCCGGAGAGGUGAUCAAAGCCUCGGGCCAUACGCACGUCUUGGAGCCUCCCUCGCCUAGCUCCGGUGCCAUCGCCGGCCUCACAGUCGACUGUUCCCUGUAUCCCUUGGACACCAUCAAAACCCGUCUCCAGAAGGCCAGACACCACGGUCCCUCGGUGCCCUCCCCAAGUCUCUCCCUCAAACAAACCAUCCGCGGCAUCUACGCCGGUCUCCCCUCUGUCCUUCUGGGCUCCGCUCCCUCCGCCGCCUCAUUCUUCAUUGUCUACGAUGGCGUGAAACGAACGCUUCUCGCGUCGUCGUCGGCGUCGUCGUCGGAGUCUCCGUCCCACACCCGCACCCAUGUCUUCCUCACACAAUCCCUUGCCUCGUCGAUGGGCGAGAUCGCCGCCUGUGCAGUCCGCGUCCCGACGGAGGUCGUCAAGCAGCGAGCCCAAGCUGGUCUCUUCGGUGGCUCCAGCCUGCUUGCGUUCAAGGAUAUCUUGGCGCACCGACAUCCGGAUCCUUCAACUGGCGCAAAGAGAGGGUAUGGGCAAGUUUUCAGGGAGCUGUAUCGAGGCGCAGGGAUCACGAUUGCGCGGGAGAUUCCAUUCACGGUGUUACAAUUUACGAUGUGGGAGUCGAUGAAGGAGGCUUAUGCGCAGCGGGUGCCGGCGUCGACGAGUGCGAUGUUUGGAAGUAUUGCGGGUGCGAUUGCGGCGGGGUUGACUACGCCCUUGGAUGUUAUUAAGACCCGGGUGAUGCUAGCUCGUCGUGGGGAGGGCGGCAAGGCGGGUGUACGGGUGAAGGAUAUCGUGCAGGAGAUUUCGAAAGAAGGGGUUGGGGCCUUUUUCAGAGGGAUUGGACCCCGCGUGGCCUGGAUUGGCAUUGGGGGAGCGGUCUUCUUGGGCAGUUAUCAGUGGGCGUGGAAUACCUUGGAGAGAAGAUCCCAGGAGGAAGGGGAUUCAUGCAAGAUAGAAAUUAGCGGUCAUAGACGAGGGUUUCAUUAUGGGAUAUCUAUCUACUUCACCUCCUUACAUGUAACUAUAUAUAUACGGAGUACGCUUUUUUUUUUGCCAAGUCAUCAAAGGGUCACCUAUGUGCUCCCUCUACCUGACGCCCCUGGCGGUCAUCGACUCGGCGUUAAUGGCCUAGAAAUCGAUACGGAGAAUUCUAUUCUGUAUUCAGCUGGUCGCGAUGGUGUAGUCUGUUCAUGGGACCUUGAUCUCCCCUCUCUGGGCUCCUCCUCUUCCUCCUCAAAACCUGGCCCAACAAAGUUUCGAAACCAGGUUCAAGCGCAUAGCCAUUGGAUCAACGACAUUGUCUUGACCCAGAACAACUCCGCCCUCGUAUCUGCCUCCUCCGAUACUACCGUGAGGCUUUGGCGCCCUCACUCCGAAUCUACACAAGUCCCAGAGCCGAUCGGUAAACACUCUGAUUACGUUAAAUCUCUCGCCACACCGGGGAGCCAUUCAACAUGGGUUGCAUCGGGUGGUCUAGAUCACAGGCUUUAUUUGUGGGAUUUGAAUGGCGGAGGAGAAGUGCUCAGCAUUGACGCCUGUGGAGGAGAUGGCACGGCCAAGGGCUCGGUAUAUGCUUUGGGUGCUGUAUCCUCCGUCCUCGCCAGUGGUGGUCCGGAAAGCGUGGUUAGAGUUUGGGAUCCCAAGUCCGGGAAAUUAAUCACCAAAUUUGUCGGACACACAGACAACAUUCGGGAUAUUCUAAUUAACCGGGAUGGUGAUACCAUUAUGACCGCCUCCUCUGACCAGACGGUUAAGAUCUGGUCAUUGACGGCUGGAAGAUGCAUGCACACUUUGACGAUGCACAACGACAGCGUCUGGUCACUAUACUCGAACCACCCACAACUUUCAGUAUUCUACUCCAGUGAUCGAUCUGGCCUCGUCGCUAAGACAGAUACAAGGCAUGCCUCAGAUAUCGAGCAGGGUAUUUGCGUUGCAGCCCUUCAAGAACACGAGGGUGUGGUCAAUGUCGUGGCGGCUGGCGAGUAUAUCUGGACUGCCACUCCAAAAUCCAGUAUAAACCGCUGGAGGGAUAUUGACACCACGGCUCAGGUCGAUGCUCCAAGAGUGCAGGCCGCAGAAUCGGAAGGGAAGGAGAAGUCACCGCCCAAAGAGAGCUCCAAAAAUAUACCGUAUGAGUCGCUUUUACUGCUUUCGAAUACAUCCACAUUUCCCAGCUCGCGGCUGCCGGAGGGCGUUUUGGCAUUGCGCUCGGCUGCCAGUGGGCAACCGUCAACCCCUGGGUCCAAUAUGGAGGAAGAUCUGGAACCCACGCUGCCGGUUCACUCUCUUCCCGAGGAAACCAUCGAGGGCCAGCAUGGAUUGAUCAAAUCUUUCCUCUUGAAUGAUCGAAAACGGACAUUAACACAGGAUUCAGCGGGCGAGGUUGUCUUGUGGGAUCUUCUUAAGUGUGUGCCUAUUAAGUCGUUUGGCAAACGUCAUAUCGAUGACGUUGCUUCCGAGGUCAAUACCACUGAGAGCAUUGCGCAUUGGUGUACGGUUGAUAUUCGAACGGGAAGGUUGUCAGUAAUAUUGGAGCCGGGACGAUGUUUUGAUGCGGAAAUUUACGCAGAUGAAGCUGACCUACCGGAUUACUCCCAAAUCCGCGAGGAUCAAAGAGUAAACUUGGGGAAAUGGGUUCUACGGUGGCUGUUUGCCUCGCUCGUCGACGAGCAGGUUAGACGUGAUUCUGAAUACCGCACCACAGCGAUAGCAAGAGCAGAGGAAACUGCUAAAUCUAAUAGCACAUCCGCACCAGUGGACAUACCAUUUUCGAAGACAUUAACCACGCCCUCCGAUUUUCUAGCAUCAAUGCGCUCCGGUUAUGAUUCUCUUGGUAGCCCUGUGACGUCUGGUUUCGGUAUUGGGCUUGCCACGACACCCGGAUCUUUGGGAUCAGCAAUGCCCAGUCAUGCCAACAAUCAUAACCUCAUGGGCACAUCUCCUGGAGAAUCAUCGGAUUAUCUGAUGUCGCAUCAAAGCACGGAAAUACCGCGAAGCUCCGUCUCCGAUAGAUCAAGCGACUAUUUCUCGUCGUCCCGGACCCAGGUUCUUUCCCUUGUAGAAACAGAGAAACCGUCAGCGACAUCGGGGGAACAGACCCCCACGCCUCUUAAUCAGACGCUAAACGAGCCUGAUAAGGAGGAGCGCAAAAAGGGUGGUUCGCUUUUUGGAAAGAAAUUCCGCAUGGAUUUCCCCAAGAAGCUCGGACGGACUUCGACCGAAGUCAAGCCCCAGAUCCAAGAAGAAAAAGUGGAAGAAUCUGAUAAAUCAUCAUUGAAGGAGGAGAAGGUCUUCGAGAGCAAUCUUAGCGGCUUUAUUGAGCGGACUCGUCACGAGUACGAGGAAUUCCUCUCGGCUAAUCCCGGGCAGCAGCCAGCAGUAGCGUUUACCCCAAGCGAUGAAAGCGAAACCCCCGUGUUGAGUAUACCAGGCCGCACGGCGGUUUUCAUUCAAGAAGACUCUGAGGAUUCGGCUGUGGCUUCGGAUCUCUACAAAGGCAGCGUAGCCAGCAUCAGCCAGGAGAUUGAUAAACUCGAGAAAUCAAUCCCAUUAUGGCUUGCUGAUUUGCUGUUUAAGAACCAAAUGCCCUUCAAAGAACCUGUUAAACUCGCGUUUACCCUCAAACCCUACGAUGACCUCCUUCCACCCGUCAUCAAGCCAGAGUCGUACGUCCGCUCGUCCCGACCAUCAUUUUUGAACUCCCUUGCAAAUGGCAAUCUAAUAAACAACUCGCGCCUAAAUGCUAACCGCAUGCUCCGUGCGAAGAAGAUCCUUGCUUACGUCUCAGAACGCAUCGAGGACCAAACACCCGAUGAGUCAGAUGAGAAUGCAAUGAAUCCGGAGGACUACUUGGAAUUAUACUGCCAAAAGACGCUCAUCCCACCGAACAUGACCCUCGCAACGAUCCGCGCCCACCUCUGGCGCUCAUCCGGCGAUAUGGUUCUUUACUACAAAGCCAACGGCAAGAAAGAGAUCCGUGUCCCAGGAACCACCAAGGACAAAGACCAAUACAGCCAAUCCGCCGAAACCGGUUCUAACCAAACACAAUCAGAGACUCAGCUAGGCAGAACCAGCAUCCUAGAUGGGGAAGAUUCAAACACGCAGCAGCAGGGAAGUGUCCACUCUUCCGGCUCCGUACCGGUCUCGGUGAGCAAUUCUUGA